Telopea speciosissima is the source of this 1161-nucleotide messenger RNA. Its product is annotated as cyanidin 3-O-galactoside 2''-O-xylosyltransferase FGGT1-like. The record is from RefSeq and is a predicted model, not a curated record. Gene Ontology annotation, molecular function: UDP-glycosyltransferase activity. Lineage: Eukaryota; Viridiplantae; Streptophyta; Magnoliopsida; Proteales; Proteaceae. The transcript has a single exon. The coding region runs from base 1 to 1161 and encodes 386 amino acids.
AUGUCUGAAAUUCCCUUUGCCAUGAGUCCUCUAAUUGUUGUUGCCAUGUCUCUCAUGCAAGACCAGGUUGAAGCUGCUCUUAAUUCAAUCCGUCCCAACUUAAUCAUCUUCGACGUCGCUCACUGGAUCCCACCCUUGGCCCGUCGCUUAGGGAUCACCUCCAUCCAGCACUCCAGCGUCGGACCUUCCUCCGUGGCUCACAACUUGGUCCCUGCACGCAAUCUAAGCAAGGGUCAACACUACACCGAACUCAUGCGUCCCUUGCCCGGCUUCCCUUCUUCAUCUAUUCAACUACAAGUAUUUGAAGCUCGCUCUAUAAUGGAAUUCUGGACUCGGGACUUCAUCGGUGGGAUGACAUUCCACGACAUUCUCUUGGCCUCCCUGAGGGAUUGUGAUGCAAUCUCCAUGAGGACUUGUAGGGAGGUUGGAGGUCCCUACUGCGACUACGUUGAGAUCCAACAUGGGAAGCCGGUCUUGCUGUCUGGACCCUCGCUGCCUGAUCCACCCACCACCAAACUAGAGGAGCGGUGGGUAAAGUGGCUUGGAGGGUUCGAGAGGGGAUCCGUGGUGUAUUGCGCACUGGGGAGCGUGUGUCAUCUCAAGAAGGAGGAAUUACAUGAGCUGGUGCUGGGUCUUGAAUCCACUGGGUUGCCUUUCUUAGCUGCACUGAAACCUCCGUCUGGGUGUGCCACUAUGGAAGAAGUAUUGCCCCAAGGUUUCCAAGAAAGGGUGAAAGGAAGAGGGGUGGUUCAUGGGGGUUGGGUGCAACAGACCCUAAUAUUGGAGCACCCAUCGGUGGGGUGUUUCAUAACACACUGUGGGGGAUCUUCUACCUGGGAAUCCUUAAUGAAUGAUUGUCAAGUGGUGGUGUUACCACAAAUGGACGACCAGUUUUUUAAUGCCAGGUUGUUGACUGAAGAUCUGAAGGUGGCCGUGGAGGUGAAGAGAAGGGACGAGGAUGGAUGGUUCACAAAGGAGGACGUGUGCAUGGCGGUGAAAAAGGUAAUGGACGACAACAGCAAGGUUGGUAAUGAAUUGAGAGCCAAUCACACCCGUUGGAAGCAGGUGUUGUUAAGGCCAGACCUCGAGUCUUCCUAUCUCGACGGUUUCUUGCAGAAGCUAUUCGAAAUUACCAAAAUCCCACCACCAUGCCAUGCUUAA